Molecule: messenger RNA, 648 nt
Organism: Trypanosoma grayi
Lineage: Eukaryota; Euglenozoa; Kinetoplastea; Trypanosomatida; Trypanosomatidae
Product: putative vesicle-associated membrane protein 713
Exons: 1
Coding region: 1-648 (215 amino acids)
Biological process (GO): vesicle-mediated transport
Cellular component (GO): membrane
Source: RefSeq, a predicted model, not a curated record
AUGGGAACUAUACUUUACGCCCUCGUGGCGUCCGCCGAGGGGGCUCCACUGGCGGAUGUUCAUGUCUCGUCUAGCAGCCAUGCCUCGAAUGCUAAAAAAGUACUCAAGGGGAUUAAAGGACCUAUUGUGGAGAGGAGGUCUCUUUCAUACAACGGGUACUGCUACGACAUACUGCCGCACAAGGAUGGAACAGUGUACAUGUGUGUAACCGAGGACAGCUGCAGUCGUGCCGUGUCCUUCAAGUUCCUCGAGGGCGCUCGACGGCGCUGCAGCUCCCAGCGCAGCAACCCUUUUAGCCUCGCCGCUGAGCUCAGGACUGAAGUGGAGUUAUUCAAUGACACAGAGAGUGAAAAGAUACGCGAGAUUCGGUCAAUGAUGGCGGAUGUGAAGGAUGAAAUGGUGCAAAAUGUAGACAGGCUGAUGUAUCGUAGUGACAGACUUGACACGCUUCUGCUAAAAUCAUCCGCCCUGGAAGAGGAGUCUUCAGCAUUCCGGCAGAACGCCAGAGACGUCAAACGCCAACUCCUUUGCCGACGCAUCGUGACCUGUGCAAUUGUUGCCCUAAUUGUGAUUCUUGUAAUCUUCGCGGUUGUACUGAUGAUAUGCUCGACACAUGGAGUCAACUUCGACCGAUGCCGUAGUUCUUGA